AAAAUAAAAACAACCGAACAAGUCAGGUGACGCGAGAAGAAAAUAUUUCAUAAAACCAUAACGAUAAUGACGCCGGAUCCGAAGGAAAAUAAGCCAAAACCCGAACCUCCGUCGGAAGAUAUCUCGGCUGGGAACAGCCAGGAUGAGCAGACAUCCGGCGAAGAAAGUGAGGAGGUGGACAUUGAGGUUUCAUUAGAUGAGUAUGAUUCAAUAAACAGUUAUUUGGACUCCUUAAACUCAGCGUUGGAUACGAUCGAACAGCGAAAUGAUGAUUUGAAGACACAAUUGUUAAAUCUGCUUCAGUCGAAUCGGGAAAUUCGUCAAUCAAUGCAGGAGGAGCACGCCAAACGGACCGGAUCUAGCGAAAGCUCGGAAAGGCAAGAAGACAAUGGAGAUGCGAUGGAGCAUUGAGGGGGUUUGGGUGUUGUAAUGUAAGUUAGACGGCUAGUGUAUUUUUGAAGGGUGUUGCUUCAUUCCCAUGCAUUAAAUUAUGUUGAUGUUGAAAUAGACUAUACAUGUUGAAUAUAUUUACAUUGUAUUAUGCAGUAACCAAACAUGGUAAGAAAUUACUAUUCAUGAU
This is a messenger RNA of Sabethes cyaneus, 580 nucleotides long. Its product is annotated as UPF0184 protein AAEL002161. The transcript has 2 exons. The coding region runs from base 67 to 411 and encodes 114 amino acids. The record is from RefSeq and is a predicted model, not a curated record. Lineage: Eukaryota; Metazoa; Arthropoda; Insecta; Diptera; Culicidae.